AUGAUCACUUAGAAUGCUAUUAAAUCUGUAUAUAAUAAAAUAGAACCAUAUAAGAGAAAUUACAACUUUGAAAUUUUUGGAUUAGAUUUUAUGAUUGAUGACAAAUUCUAGCCAUAUUUAAUAGAAAUAAAUACAAAUCCUUGUUUAGAGUUAAGUUCUCCUUUAUUAGGUAGAAUAAUUCCAGCAAUGGUUGAAAAUGCAUUAAGGUAUUAUAUAAAUAUAAAAUAAUUUUAGAUUAUCUAUAGAUACAUUAAUACCUCCUCCUGAAUAAUCUACAUGGCCACCAAAUAAAAAACAUUUAUUAUUUUAUGAUAAUAUGUUAGAGAAUAAUAGAUUCUAAUUGAUUUUUGAUGAAAGAGAAGAUGCAUAAGAAUUAAAAAUUUUAUAUAGCAAUUAAUUAAAUGAUGAUUAAAUAGAUGAAAUGAAUGAAGAAGAAGAAGAAUAUCAAUCAGAUGAUGAUUGA
Messenger RNA from Paramecium sonneborni, 463 nucleotides. Lineage: Eukaryota; Ciliophora; Oligohymenophorea; Peniculida; Parameciidae. The record is from the annotation of a GenBank genome assembly.